UAGCCCUCGUAUUCAAUCUUAGUACGUCAUUCCAACAAUGCAAAGCCUAUAUACGGAGGAUUAUACAUUUUUAUGUUAUCUCUGUUAUUCAUACGAUUCACUGUGCAUCACACUUUACAGUCUCACAGCUCACAAUAUUAUCUACACAUUGAUACCGAUCUUGAAGAAUCUGUUGCGAAAUACGCUUAGAAUCGACCCAGUUGGUUGAAGUUUAAAUACUUCUUGCGUGCAGGGUUGCUUGAAAGAGCUUCCACCAGGAUUUGAGGAUUCUUUUUCUCUGUUUCCUGGGUCCUUUCUUGUUAGAUUUCACAUUGCUUCUGCAGUAUUUACUGAUUUCUUUUUAGUUUUUGUUAUUAUUGUUGUUGUGGUGGUGUUUUGUUUUGCUUGUAGGAAUGGAUGUCUUGAAUAUAGAUUGGAAGAAUAUUGACAGCAGAUUUGUGAGGGAUGAGUUUUAUGAAAAUAUUCGGGCACCUAAAUGGUUGGACUUCUUGGCACUGGAGGAACCUGUGGAUGAUGAUGCCUGGUUCUGCAAGCCUGAUUGUAAUCAUCCGAGAACUGCAGCCAGCUUGUUGGAUGCUCCAUUAUUUGAGUCGCCAAAGCAGGUAAAACAGCCAAGACCUGUUAGGUCUACUUCAGCAACAAGCAUUUCCAGCACUACGCCACUAGGGGACAGGACUGCAAGUACACGCAACUGCAAGAAAACUGGGGGUCCACUGUCAACUUCAGUAACUUCUUUGUACGAAUUGAAGACAAAGGAAAAUGCAUCAAGGAAUUUAAAGAAGCCAUCACCUGCAGAUAGAAACAAACAUGCAUCCAGAACAGGCAAAUACCUUGCAGAUGCUGAAAAUGAUAAUCCCAAUCGUCCACGUAGUGUUUCUUCUGUAUCAAGCAUGGGAAAGAAUCCCAAAUCAUCCACACCAUCAAAUGUUGGGAAAUCUGCCAAAUUACAGGGUUCGAAAAAUGUUUCAAUUAGUCCUGCAAAACUUUCCAAACAGUAUACUGCUGCCAAAGACUCUCAAAGUCCUUUGAGCAUGGAGAAGAAAGGAGUUGCAAAACAAGCAAUUGGUAAUCUGAGCACUUCAAGUAAUACUACCCCAGUAACAACCCCUGCAAGCAGUGAGAAGAAAGGGACUAAAAAGAAAAUAGUUUAUAAUACUACUACUCCAGUAAAAACCCCUGAAAGCAGUGAAAAGAAAGGGAUUAGAAGCCCUGAAAGCAGUGAGAAGAAAGGGGUUAGAAGCUCUACCGGAAUCACUAAACUAACAUCCAACAAAACUCCUACAAGUGAUAAUCAGAGUUCAUCUCUGAAAUCUGGUUCAGCAAUUAAGGGCACAUUUUCAGCAGGUAAUCUCUUUGGUAAAACCCCAAGGAAAGAUUUCUUAACACAUCUUGCAGAGUUUUGCUCUGAAGUGAAGAAACUUGCAUUGUAUGGAGGUCAGAAAGAUUCUGCCAAACAGUCCAACAUGGCAUUUAAUCAUGACAGCAAUGUAGGCAGUGAGGAGGAAGGCAAACAGAAUCAAGAUGAAAAGAUUAACUUUUCAUAUGAACGAUCCAGUCUAAGUGGCUCCAAGGAUCAACAAGUCAUAAAAAAUAGAAUCAUUGAUGAUCCUGAUAAGUGCAGUAAGUCAGGACCAAUGGAAAUAGGAAGACUUCGAUUGAGAAACAAUAAAAAAGAUGCUGCAAAAAGUUGUCCAUCAUCCAAGCAGCCAAAACUUAAUGAGGAAGAUUUUUCAUCCCAUACCAAAAAUAUAGUAAGUGAUACAUCGGGAAACAUGGUGACAAACUUGAGUACUCUUCAUGAGCAUGAACGUGAUGAUUCAGAAAAAGUUGAGAACAUUAAAGAUUCCAGUGAUCCUUUUCUUGAAUUAUUCUCUGGACCCAUUCAUGCCCAUGAACAGGAAAAUACUGCACAUUCAGUAGAUCCACAACUUGAGAAAUAUAAGGAAAGUUCAGAACAUCUGGAAAAAGGCUUCAUGGAACCACAUAAGAAGUCGUUUCAUGCAAAGAUAUUCAGCCCAAGUAGCUGGAAAAAGAAAAGAACUGAUGGUGUGGAACAAAGGGUACAUCCCGCAAAUAAGUAUAGCUGGAAUGCAGGCCAGAAGGUACAAUCUUGUCCCCCGUCUCCUCAACAGGUUUGUAGAUUGUCCCAGACUUCAUCGUCAUCUAGCCAAGGCAGAAAGUCAACAACAACACCAAUGCAACCUUUUAGGUUCAGAACCUCGGAAAGAGGUGCUCUCAGAGAAUACAGAAAACUGCAAAGAUCUUCUUCAUGUGCUGAUAAUGUUGUGGCCUCUCCAGAACCAAAGCUAUAUAUGCCAGACAUGUUUUGGUUCCUAAAACGUUGUGCAUAGAUGAAUUAAUAGAUCAUUUGUGUCGAUCCCAGAAUUGAGAGGAGAAUAAACCUUAAACCCUGGGUACCAUUCGUUUAGCUGGAAAUGAUUAUGAUCAGGAUGAAAGUCUUAUCUGUGGGAUUAUACCAUCGCCCUGAGUCAUAUGCAUAUAGAUCAGAUGUUUUCCAUUGCAGUAUGCGAGAGGGAGUUCAUGACAAACCUGUCAAUAUGUUUCUAUCAAAUUGAGUCAUUGUAUUCUAUUGCAGUUUGUUAAAGUUUGUGACAAAUCUGCUUAUAGGGUUUUGCUGCUGUCAUCCUCACGUAGCUGCCUCCAUCUUGCCCCAUUCUUUCUGGAAAGGUCUGGGGCAAGCUGAAAUAUUUGUGUUGGCUCAUCAUUGCUAGAGGUUUUUUGUAUUAUUUGGUCAAAUAUUUAAUUCAUUCAUUCAUUUUUUUCAAAUCAGGUUCACCACACUGUUCAAUAAAGUCCUGUUGUGCUGAUUCA
This is a messenger RNA of Cryptomeria japonica (Japanese cedar), 2832 nucleotides long. RefSeq lists its product as uncharacterized. NCBI's taxonomy places the organism in Eukaryota, Viridiplantae, Streptophyta, Pinopsida, Cupressales, Cupressaceae. The coding region runs from base 393 to 2351 and encodes 652 amino acids. The record is from RefSeq and is a predicted model, not a curated record. The transcript has 7 exons.